Molecule: messenger RNA, 1238 nt
Organism: Priapulus caudatus
Lineage: Eukaryota; Metazoa; Priapulida; Priapulimorpha; Priapulimorphida; Priapulidae
Product: plexin-A2-like
Exons: 1
Biological process (GO): regulation of GTPase activity; regulation of cell shape; regulation of cell migration
Cellular component (GO): semaphorin receptor complex
Molecular function (GO): semaphorin receptor activity; protein binding
Source: RefSeq, a predicted model, not a curated record
CAUGUGAGAGAUGCACCAUGACGACACGUCGACCCGCUCCCGGCGCCACCUACCUUGCAGUUCUCGUACUACUGCUCGCCGCCGCUGCGCCGACGCGUUGCCGUAGCAACGCCGCCGAUGACGUCAUCGCCGCGUCGUUCGUCGGCGACGCGCGCCGCCCGUUCGAACACCUCGCGCGCGACCCCGACACUGGCGCCCUCUAUGUGGGUGCCGUCAACGCCCUCUACCGGCUCGACGCGAACCUGACGCGUCACGAGGCGGCGACGACGGGUCCGCGCGACGACGAUGUCGGCUGCAGCCUCGGCCGGCCCUGCGCCACCGGCGUCCCCACCGACAACCACAACAAGGUGCUCGUCGUCGACGCCGCCAGGGGGCGCCUCGUCGUCUGCGGCAGCGUCGCGCACGGCGUCUGCGACGUUCGCCCCCUGGCGGCGAUCUCGAGCGUUGCGCGCGCGGCGCCGACGACUCCGGUCGCCGCGAACAACGCCAGCGCCCCCACGGUGGCUUUCCUCGCGCCGGGGCCGCGCGGACGCUCCGUGCUCGUAGUGGGCGCCACCGUAGCGACGCACGACGGUGGCGCCGCCGCCGCGCCGACGACGUCCGCGUACUGGGACAGCGUGAAAGCCGUCGCCUCGCGAACGCUCGAGGACGACGGCGAUCCCGCGACCUCCGACCUCUUCCGAUUCGUCGCGAAGGACGCGGUCAGCUCUCUGGGGACGUUCGUCGGGUUUCGCUCGGGCACGGGAAGCCACCGGCUCACCUACCCCAUCCUCUACCGCUCCGGAUUCAGCGCGGGCGGGUUCUCCUACCUGACGACGGUUCAGCGCGCGACCCUUGACCCCGGCGCACCGUACGUGUCAAAGGUCGCGCGCGUCUGCGAGGCUGACGUCGAGUACCGCUCAUUCUCCGAGGCGCGGCUCGUCUGCGCGGCGCCCCCUGGCGACGACGCCGGCGGCGACUACGACGUGUUGCAAGCGGCGACCUCUGGGAGGAUCGGACGCGAUCUCGCGGCCGACCUCGGGUUGACCCCGCAGGACGAAGUGCUGGUGGGCGUGUUCGCGCGCGCCCGCAGCGACGACGGCGGUGGCGCCCCCUCGUGGGAGCCAUCGGGAGACAGCGCCCUCUGCUUGUAUCGGCUGCUGGACGUCGAGCGGACGUUCGCGACAAACGAGCGGAAGUGUCGCGACGGCUACGGCAGCUCCAUCUACUGGACGGGAACGAUGCAGGACUGCGUCAAG